Fundulus heteroclitus (mummichog) is the source of this 1236-nucleotide messenger RNA. It is a transcript of the gene nhej1, whose product is annotated as nonhomologous end-joining factor 1. Gene Ontology annotation, molecular function: DNA end binding. Lineage: Eukaryota; Metazoa; Chordata; Actinopteri; Cyprinodontiformes; Fundulidae. The transcript has 8 exons. Gene Ontology annotation, biological process: double-strand break repair via nonhomologous end joining. Gene Ontology annotation, cellular component: nucleus; DNA ligase IV complex. The coding region runs from base 88 to 1074 and encodes 328 amino acids. The record is from RefSeq and is a predicted model, not a curated record.
CGCUCUGCCGCCCCCUGCUGGGAGGCGGUGGUGUGGCCUGAUCUCUGUCCAGCUAAAUCCUCAGAGGUGAGGGAUCUCCAGGAAGAAAUGCAGGCGUCUGCCGCCAUGAACCCCGGAGCCGAUCCUGCCGAGGACGUUCUCCUCCAGCAUCCGUGGCUUCCCGUCACCAUCGCCGGCUGCCAGCUCCUGGCUAAGAGCUGGUUCGGAGAGACGGCGUACCGCGUCCUGCUGACCGACCUGCAGUGCGUGUGGGAGGAGAGGAUGGACGCAGCUGCCAUCGAGAGACGAGCGCAGGAGCUGAACCGGCGUCUGCGCGCGUCGGGCGAGGCGUUCUUCUCCCACCUGCGUGAGGUGGCUCAGCCCUGCCUGUCGGACGGCGGCCGAACCGGCGACCAGGUUCAGAUCUCUGUGAGCCGACAGGAGGAUGGAAACCUGGCGCUGAGGCUGAAGAGCGACCUGGCAGGGCUGCCUUUCUACUGGGAGUUCCACUGCAGCCCCGCUCCCGUCGCUCUGGUGUGCGGUCAGCUGGUGCGCCCCCUGCUGGCAAUGAGCCGCCUGCUGCAGAGGCAGGUGGAGCACCUGGGAGACCUGCUGGUGAGGAAGGACGAGGAGAUCCAGGACUACCAGGAGAACGGCGCCACGCUCAGCAGAGAGCGCCUGCAGACGGACGUUUUUGACCGGCAGCCCCACACAGAGGCCUUCAUCCACAAGACUCUUCCUCUCCUGUGGUCCGAGCCAUCAGACGCUCACGGGUUCAACGCCGACCUCCAGCAGCUGUACGCCGCCGUCGUCGCUCACAGGAGCGCGCAGAAGCGGAAGCGCCCUGAAGAGACGGGUGCUGAACAGAACCAGCCUUCACCAGAACCACCAGCCCAGGCGUCGCCUCCAGACGUCGGCGGCGACCCAACGAGGGACGACAGAAAUAAAAACCCCGCCGAGAAGCUUCAACGGUCCGACGCCAGGAAGCCCAGCGGACCGGCAGCACAGACCAAGCAGUCUGCGAACGCCACGCCCCGUCCUGUGGAGCGACCAGCCCCCAAACCAAAGAAGAAGAAAGUGGGCCUGUUCAGCUGACGCCCUGAUGGACACUGAACUGAAAGUUUUAAUGACUUUUAAAUUGUUUAAUCAGCUUUUAGCCCUAAAAUGUUUAGAUUUCUGAUUUUUACUGUUUUACGCCAUCAGCUGUGAUGCAGUUUUUUCCCCCUUUUCUGUCAAAUAAACUUGGAAUUAAACGUU